ACGCGUGUUUUUGAUUAGCGCUGAAUUGCUUGCGACUACAUUUCACUUUGUUGAAUUGAAUUUAAAAAAAAAUGCAAUUUCAUUUCAAAAUUGCAGAGCCAGAACCGAAUGCUACGGGCGUCCCUAAUACUACUAAUCCACAUAAUGCAUUACAGCCGCAACAGCCGGCUGUGCUGACUGAGUCCAAAGAUGCCCAACAUGAAAUUAAAUUGCAAAACAUCGUGGCUACCUUUUCCGUAGACUGUGAGCUAGAUUUGAAAACCAUCAAUUCGCGCACUCGCAACUCGGAAUACACGCCCAAACGCUUUAGAGGAGUCAUUAUGCGAAUGCAUUCACCUCGUUGUACCGCUCUGAUCUUUCGCACCGGUAAGGUGAUUUGCACAGGUGCCCGCAACGAAACCGAGGCGAACAUCGGAUCCCGGAAAUUUGCACGUAUUCUACAGAAAUUGGGUUUCCCAGUUAAAUUUGUCGAUUAUAAGCUGCAGAAUAUUGUUGCCACUGUCGAUUUGCGUUUUCCCAUUCGUUUGGAGAACCUAAAUCAGGUGCAUGGCCAAUUUAGCUCGUAUGAGCCGGAAAUGUUUCCGGGCCUCAUUUACCGCAUGGUUAAGCCACGCAUUGUCCUGCUCAUCUUUGUCAAUGGCAAAAUUGUGUUUACUGGCGCUAAGUCAAGAAAGGAUAUCAUGGACUGCCUAGAAGCCAUAUCCCCAAUUUUGCUCAGUUUUCGCAAAACGUAGAGCCUAUAUUCAUUUAUGUAUCCUAAGUUACUUUUAAUAAUUGUAGCAUUUAUCGAACAAUUUAAUAUAUGGUAUUUAACUAUUUAU
Messenger RNA from Drosophila arizonae, 821 nucleotides. RefSeq names its product TATA-box binding protein-related factor (gene Trf). Gene Ontology annotation, molecular function: DNA binding. Gene Ontology annotation, biological process: DNA-templated transcription initiation. The record is from RefSeq and is a predicted model, not a curated record. NCBI's taxonomy places the organism in Eukaryota, Metazoa, Arthropoda, Insecta, Diptera, Drosophilidae.